UGAGCUGACAAACUUCGGGAGGUCCCCAGCCAUUGGUCGGGGUCGGGUCACCUGACCGUCCCGUUCAGUGAUAUGGUCACUGGGAAGCCUAGAAAUGUAUAGAUGGAAGUUUUUACAGCUUUGAUAUAGUACCCAGAGGUUGUAGGGCAGGAGAAAUCUCCCCCAAAAAUACAAGCUGACCCUCCUCCAGCACUGAUGGACAACACCAGAAUGAAUUCUUUCCUAGAGUACACAAUUUGUAACCGCGGGGCGAGCACCUACUCGCCCAAGACUGGGUACCCCCAUUUGGAUCAAGGGAUCGCGGCUUCCUUUCCGCCCUGCUCAGGCACAGCCAGUGAUAGCUAUAAUAACGCUGAUGGACGCUUUUUCGUGGGAGGGAGCGCACCCGCCGCCUCCGCCUCUCAGCAUCAGCACCAGAAUCCGGGCUAUCCGCAUCAUGCCAACAUGGGGCUGCCCUACGCCAGUACCGGCCCGGCCGGGUACGGCUCCCAAACAUGCCCAAACCAGGAGUAUGGGCACCAGUACUAUCUCAGUCAAGAACAGCAGGACGGGGUCUAUUUCCAGACCUCCGGAUAUUCUGGUACCAACACUGGGCCCAAUUUAGGCGCACUGGCUGGUUACUGUGGGGUACCUGCGACAGUCACCACGAACCAGUAUCAGCCGCCAGCCUGUGCCGGCUCGGAUCCCCAGCAGAGCUAUCUGCAAAGCUCCUAUGCCAACGUGUCCCCAACUCAGCGAGGAGAGAGGGAUCUGAACUGCCACCCAGAUCAGGGUUCAUCCGGGCAAACCUUUGACUGGAUGAAAGUUAAAAGAAACCCACCGAAAACAGCUAAAGUUGCAGAUUAUGGUCAACAUAAUACCAUCAGGACGAAUUUCACAACCAAGCAGUUGACGGAACUCGAGAAAGAAUUCCAUUUUAAUAAGUACCUGACCCGGGCCAGGCGCGUUGAGAUCGCAGCCACACUCGAACUGAACGAGACCCAGGUCAAGAUCUGGUUCCAGAACCGACGGAUGAAACAGAAGAAGCGAGAAAAGGAAGGCUUAGCUCCGCGAGUCAGCAGGGAUUUGUCAAAAGACUUGGGAGACAACUCGGACCAGUCCAGUUCGUGCUCACCCGACGCAUCUCCAAACUCAGCAUCUUCAUAAAAAAUAAUAAAAUAAUAACUUAAAGACUUCACCAUUGAAUACGAAUAAGAAAACAUACCAGAAAACAUAUCCCCCAAAAAAGGCGUGUCUUUGAAUAUUUCUUAUUCGCCUAUACUGAAGAUUACUGCAAUGAUUAAUUACAAACUGUGUUGAUCACCGCAGGGGCUCUUGCUGUGCCCUGAACAGAGUCAUAGGAAAAUGCUUAAAGAAAGACGCGUUUUUACUGUACAACCACAUGAGCUCAGGGACUGUAUUCUGCCUGUGAAGUUGGAAGCGCACUUUCUCCCUGUUUACACGCGUUAACGCCCGCAAACUUCGUUUCAGUAUUAAUGAAAGAUUAUACAUGAAAAGGAGGAGGUGCUUUCUGGAUGAAAAAAAGUCUGUAAAUAUUUGUAGCCUUAAUGGAGUCUAUACCUCAGAGUUUUCUAUUAAACGUGUAUUACGAAAUUGCAGGGAGCCAAUUCGGCAGUGUAAAGAUGUUUGA
This is a messenger RNA of Polyodon spathula (Mississippi paddlefish), 1630 nucleotides long. Its product is annotated as homeobox protein Hox-B1-like. Gene Ontology annotation, biological process: regulation of transcription by RNA polymerase II. NCBI's taxonomy places the organism in Eukaryota, Metazoa, Chordata, Actinopteri, Acipenseriformes, Polyodontidae. The record is from RefSeq and is a predicted model, not a curated record. Bases 196 to 1146 code for a protein of 316 amino acids. Gene Ontology annotation, cellular component: nucleus. Gene Ontology annotation, molecular function: RNA polymerase II cis-regulatory region sequence-specific DNA binding; DNA-binding transcription factor activity, RNA polymerase II-specific. The transcript has 2 exons.